ACGAUUGUAUUGUAAUGAAAAUAAUAUUACAUAGACAAAAUUAUAUUAAAUGUACUGUAUUAUAAAAGUAAUUAUUAAUUGAUUUUAUAUUUUUUCUUUAAACAAUUCCGUGAUUACUGUGAAGUAUAAAUUAAUAAUAUUGCAAUGUCUCUCUCUAUAGAAAAAGUUUUAGAAAAACCAUUGCAACAAUUUGUGGUUCAGGCUCAAAAAGCUGAAAAUCAGGAAUUAGUCGAAGUCAUCAAACAAGCUUUAGAUUAUGUUGAUACAUUUGUUUUUGCCGAACUAUUAGACUGUCCUAAUGUCGUUGCAUUAGAAACUACUCCUUAUGCGCCGUAUUUACAUGUAUUGCGUAUAUUUUCACAAGGUACAUAUUUGGAUUAUUUGAAUAAAAAAGAACAAUUGCCAGAAUUAAGUAUACAUCAAAAGAAGAAACUACAAUAUUUAACAAUUGUUACAUUAGCGAAUAAGAUGAAACGUAUUCCUUAUGAUAUUCUUUUAAAAGAAUUAAAUGUGAAUAAUGUCAGAGAUCUUGAAGACUUAAUAAUAGAAGCACUUUAUUCUGAUGUAUUUACUGGUGAACUUGACCAACAAAGUGGCUAUCUAGAAGUUGAUUGGACUGUUGGUCGGGAUGUCGCCCCGAAUGAUGUUGAUACUAUGAUAGACACAUUACAACAGUGGUGUGAUUCCUGCGAAAGUGUUCUCUCUACAGUUCAAGCUCGUAUUGUUGAUGCCAACCAAACAAAACAGGAUGUACUAAGACACCGAGCUAUAGUUGAAUCUGAGGUAGUUAAUAUUAAAAAGAAGAUUCGAACCCAAAUAUUAGAGGAAGAAAUGUUAGUAGAAACAAGUGCUGGUCCUCUUCCAAACAAAAAAUCUGGUAAAGGAAUGAAAUUCAAUGCAGUUAAAUAUUAGAACAAUAUUGUAACGUAUAAUACAUUUAAUUUUAAUAAUUAUUAUUUUUGUAUAUACCUAAAUAAAUGUGUUUAUUAUUUAUCUAAAUUAGCAAACUACCUAUAUAAAUAAUGUACCUAUUACUAUAAGCUAUUAAAUUGAAUUUUAAUUAGAGCUAUUAGUUUAACUAAACACAUUUAAAAAAUAUACUUAUAGGUUUAAAUAUCAUGUAUAGUUAAAUUUAAAAAAAAAUAUAAUAACUUUUUUUAAUUGUGUAAUAGGUACCUAUACAUUUCUUUUUGUACAUAAAUUUUAAUUGUUUCUUCGCUUCAUACAUUUAUAUUUAUUAUUAUACUAUUUUAUGCUUAAGUUGCAUAAUUAUCAUAAUAAGUUCAGUAGAAAGACAAAAGUAGUCAAUAGGUCAUAUUAUGCCCUUUUUUUACAAUAAAAACUAUUAAUAUAAAUAUAAAAUGUUUUUGAAAUAUUUUUUAAUAGUUGAUGAUUGUACAUGCAUAUUAAAAAAUACAUAUUGAUCGGUUUUAUAAGCUCAAAAUAAAUUAUGAAUAUUUUUUGCACUUAUUUAAGAAUAAACACAAAAUAAUAACAUUAAUUAUAGACUAUUCUUAUAUAUUUAUUAUAUUAGUUAAUAAUAUAGGUAUAUAGGUAUGGAUAUGUCUAUUUGUUUUACUUGGUAAUACACUAAUACCAUAGAGUUGAAUAAGAAAAAGAGGUUUAUAGUUCUUAACUGCUGUUAAUACUUAAUAGUAAUGUAAAAAAAUCUGUUCUAGGAUAAUGGGGAUGGGUGCAGUCUUUAGGUAAGAAGUUGAGAAGGUAGUAAAGGGAAAAUUUAAUGUAUGUAAACAUCAAUAAACCAUUACUAACAAAAAAAGAUUCUAAGCGGAGUUCGGUUGAUAGUGUUGCUGUACAAUAUAUCUGUCCUAUUAUGGUAAAAUAAUUACACAUGCAUUAUAUACUUUCUUAUACAAUAUUUGUUUAAUUUUAUACUUAUUUUCCCAUUUAAUGAGAAAAUCAAAAAAUGCUUUUCCUAAAGUACCACCCCAGUCAGAUUUCUUUUCAGAAAAAGUGCUAUCAUUGUAAAUCAGAGUAAAAUUACUGAUUUGAAUGUUAUCUGCAGACAAAAUAAAUAUUUAGGUAUGCUUUAACAAAAAUGUUUUAUUCAAAUUAUUUUAAAUAUGUACU
Molecule: messenger RNA, 2091 nt
Organism: Cinara cedri
Lineage: Eukaryota; Metazoa; Arthropoda; Insecta; Hemiptera; Aphididae
Source: the annotation of a GenBank genome assembly